ACUCUGGCUUGUACUUUCGCCACUACCCAAGCAUACGCCUCGUUGACAAGAGGCGACGCUUUCUCUAUUACACCGAGUGAUCGGUUGUCUGAUAGCCGAUUUUCGUCUGCCUAUCACGAUCUAUCUGGUCUUGCAGCAACCUUGCCGCGAUACCACGAAUUGACGCCGUCAGGACUGCUUCUGUCACCGGUCAGGAAGCAAACUUUUCAGGAGGAGGUCGAUACCAACACUCAGGCACAGAUACGAACCAUGACUGGAGCUCAGAUGAAAGCAGAAGACAUCAGACCGCUGUUUGGCGCGCUGGUCGUGAAGCCUGGGGACCUACGCCAAGAUGGAGAGGGACAAGGUCAGGAGAGUGAAGCGGUGGAUGGGCGAUGGAAGGAGGGAGCU
Messenger RNA from Protopolystoma xenopodis, 390 nucleotides. Lineage: Eukaryota; Metazoa; Platyhelminthes; Monogenea; Polystomatidea; Polystomatidae. The record is from the annotation of a GenBank genome assembly.